UGGGUUUGCUGGUUGACAUGCGCACUUUCAUUUCGCAAGCAACGGAAGGGGGAGCGGCAAAGCGGGCAAGGCAUCGCACUGUACUUUUGGUUUACAAGACCGAGGAAGUUUUCUCGUUUCCCCCUGCUGUCACCGUUGUGCCAACUCCUGGUUUUCCACGGUCAGAAGAUCAUGGACAUGAAAGACGAUCAAGACGAUUCCUCGUUCGGCAACAUGGAAGCAAACGGUAAGCGCCCCGCUGAGGAUGCAGAUGAGCAGAAAUCAUUCAAGCGCUCCAGGAACUCUGAGGAGUUGAUUGAGCUGCGCAUCCUCCUGCAGAGCAAAAACGCAGGGGCUGUUAUCGGAAAAGGUGGCAAAAACAUCAAAGCCCUACGUUCAGACUACAAUGCCAGUGUGUCAGUCCCAGACAGCAGUGGGCCUGAGCGCAUCCUGUACAUCUCUGCCGACAUCGACACCGUCGGAGAGAUCAUGCUCAAGAUUAUCCCAACCCUGGAAGAGUACCAGCAGUACAAUGGAAUGGAUUUUGACUGUGAGCUGCGUCUACUGAUCCACCAGAGCUUGGCUGGCUCCAUUAUUGGAGUCAAGGGAUCCAAGAUCAAGGAGCUCAGAGAGACCACAAAGACCAGUAUCAAGCUGUUUCAGGAGUGUUGCCCUCAAUCGACAGAGCGAGUCGUGCUUGUCAACGGUAAAAUGGAGCGUGUGGUUGAGUGUAUCAAGACUAUGUUGGAGAUCAUCGCUGAUGCUCCAAUUAAAGGCCGUUCACAGCCUUACGACCCUAAUUUCUAUGACGAAACAUACGAAUAUGGAGGGUUUACUAUGAUGUUUGAGGAGAGAGGUAGCAGCCGCCGGCUAAUGGGAGGCUUCCCCAUGCGAGGGAGCAGGUCCAGUGCCGGCGACCGGGGCUAUGACCGAAUGUCAUCUAGCAGAUCGGGACGGGCAUCCUUGUCUUCCUCACGCAGGGAUUACGAUGACAUUAGCCCUCGUCGAGGUCCUCCUGCACACCACCAGAGCAGGAGCGGGAGGGGCAGCAGUAUGUCGAUGGGUCGCUCACACCGAGGCGGAGAUGAUCGUUACUAUGACUCAUACCGUGGCUCAGAUGAAAGGUCAAAUGACAGAAGAGGCAGACCGGAUCGCUACAGCGAUAACAUGAGUGGAGGAGGAUAUGACAACAGUUCCUCCUGGGAUGGCUACCAAUCCGGUGGACGGUGCUCUUACAACGACCCUGUCAUUACCACACAAGUGACCAUCCCUAAAGAUCUGGCGGGCUCCAUUAUUGGCAAGGGGGGCCAGCGGAUCAAACAGAUCCGCCAUGACUCCGGAGCGUCCAUCAAGAUCGAUGAACCUCUGGAAGGUUCGGAGGACCGAAUCAUCACCAUCGUGGGCACCCAGGAUCAGAUUCAGAAUGCCCAGUACCUUCUGCAGGACAGUGUGAAGCAGUUCUCUGGUCUUUUGCUGUAGACUCCCUGGAUUGAAGCAGAUUUGCCCCCUUGCUCCCUUUUGUUUUUUUUUCUUUCUCCCUAACUUUUUGCCCUCGCCCCUUUCUGGCUCCACACAGCCCCCUUCAGACUAUUAAUUCUGGAUUUUGGGUAUCUUUUUCUUUUUCUAAUUUUAUUUUUGUAUUUUUAAUGAAAUUAAAUGUCAAACAUUCCUGUUCAUCAAAUAUGUUCUGCAUUCUUUUAAAUGUAUUCUUUUAGUUGAUUUGCUUACUGUUUCCAACACGUGUAUUGAAGCAUAUCCUUAUCGCUUGGCAGACAAAAAAUUUCAUUUGUGAUGGUUUUGUAUAUUGUUAAUGUGUAGCUUUUUCCCUCAGUCCUGACUCACACACUGCUGUAAAACAUCUAGAAUGUAAGCUUCCAUUGUUUUGUUUUUUCCAACACAAUUUUGUGUCAUUUGUGGCAGGACUUGUUUAUGCACCAGAUAUACUACACAUUGACAAUUUACUACAAUGUUCAUAGGUGUUGUGUGAGUUAAAUACAUUCAUCAUUCAAUUGUACUUCCAAAUGGAAAGACAUGACAGUUUUGUUACUAAACUUUAUUGAUGAAAUGGAAAUAAAUUAACAAUAAAGCCACCUUGUCUGUGCUCUACUACACUUGCUUGAUGUGCGUGCUCGAAAGCUUAUUUGUCAAAUUGUAAAAUGAAUAAAGAUGCCACUUUUCACUUCA
Molecule: messenger RNA, 2163 nt
Organism: Nerophis ophidion (straightnose pipefish)
Lineage: Eukaryota; Metazoa; Chordata; Actinopteri; Syngnathiformes; Syngnathidae
Gene: hnrnpk
Product: heterogeneous nuclear ribonucleoprotein K
Exons: 16
Coding region: 172-1458 (428 amino acids)
Biological process (GO): regulation of mRNA splicing, via spliceosome; regulation of transcription by RNA polymerase II
Cellular component (GO): nucleus; cytoplasm
Molecular function (GO): mRNA binding
Source: RefSeq, a predicted model, not a curated record